AUGAGGCAACCACAACUACAACAACAAAAACAAGUCCAUCAACCAGCAAAACAACCCAGCACACAACCAGCGUAUCACCAAAUGAUGCAACAACUAGCCAAACAAGAACCACUCCAACCACAAGCCUCACGACUGGCCAAACAUCAAGCAGCCCAUCUACCACUCAAUCAGCAUCACCAACAACAACCAUCACACCAACAGAUGCAACAACUACAACAACAUCCCAGACAACCAGCAGCCCAACUACCCUCAAAACCAAAAAGUGGCCAAACAACCACCAGCUCUUUGAAUGAGGCAACCACAACUACAACAACAAAAACAAGUCCAUCAACCAGCAAAACAACCCAGCACACAACCAGCGUAUCACCAAAUGAUGCAACAACUAGCCAAACAAGAACCACUCCAACCACAAGCCUCACGACUGGCCAAACAUCAAGCAGCCCAUCUACCACUCAAUCAGCAUCACCAACAACAACCAUCACACCAACAGAUGCAACAACUACAACAACAUCCCAGACAACCAGCAGCCCAACUACCCUAGAACCAAAAAGUGGCCAAACAACCACCAGCUCUUUGAAUGAGGCAACCACAACUACAACAACAAAAACAAGUCCAUCAACCAGCAAAACAACCCAGCACACAACCAGCGUAUCACCAAAUGAUGCAACAACUAGCCAAACAAGAACCACUCCAACCACAAGCCUCACGACUGGCCAAACAUCAAGCAGCCCAUCUACCACUCAAUCAGCAUCACCAACAACAACCAUCACACCAACAGAUGCAACAACUACAACAACAUCCCAGACAACCAGCAGCCCAACUACCCUAGAACCAAAAAGUGGCCAAACAACCACCAGCUCUUUGAAUGAGGCAACCACAACUACAACAACAAAAACAAGUCCAUCAACCAGCAAAACAACCCAGCACACAACCAGCGUAUCACCAAAUGAUGCAACAACUAGCCAAACAAGAACCACUCCAACCACAAGCCUCACGACUGGCCAAACAUCAAGCAGCCCAUCUACCACUCAAUCAGCAUCACCAACAACAACCAUCACACCAACAGAUGCAACAACUACAACAACAUCCCAGACAACCAGCAGCCCAACUACCCUAGAACCAAAAAGUGGCCAAACAACCACCAGCUCUUUGAAUGAGGCAACCACAACUACAACAACAAAAACAAGUCCAUCAACCAGCAAAACAACCCAGCACACAACCAGCGUAUCACCAAAUGAUGCAACAACUAGCCAAACAAGAACCACUCCAACCACAAGCCUCACGACUGGCCAAACAUCAAGCAGCCCAUCUACCACUCAAUCAGCAUCACCAACAACAACCAUCACACCAACAGAUGCAACAACUACAACAACAUCCCAGACAACCAGCAGCCCAACUACCCUCAAAACAACAAGUGGCCAAACAACCACCAGCUCUUUGAAUGAGGCAACCACAACUACAACAACAAAAACAAGUCCAUCAACCAGCAAAACAACCCAGCACACAACCAGCGUAUCACCAAAUGAUGCAACAACUAGCCAAACAAGAACCACUCCAACCACAAGCCUCACGACUGGCCAAACAUCAAGCAGCCCAUCUACCACUCAAUCAGCAUCACCAACAACAACCAUCACACCAACAGAUGCAACAACUACAACAACAUCCCAGACAACCAGCAGCCCAACUACCCUAGAAACAAAAAGUGGCCAAACAACCACCAGCUCUUUGAAUGAGGCAACCACAACUACAACAACAAAAACAAGUCCAUCAACCAGCAAAACAACCCAGCACACAACCAGCGUAUCACCAAAUGAUGCAACAACUAGCCAAACAAGAACCACUCCAACCACAAGCCUCACGACUGGCCAAACAUCAAGCAGCCCAUCUACCACUCAAUCAGCAUCACCAACAACAACCAUCACACCAACAGAUGCAACAACUACAACAACAUCCCAGACAACCAGCAGCCCAACUACCCUAGAACCAAAAAGUGGCCAAACAACCACCAGCUCUUUGAAUGAGGCAACCACAACUACAACAACAAAAACAAGUCCAUCAACCAGCAAAACAACCCAGCACACAACCAGCGUAUCACCAAAUGAUGCAACAACUAGCCAAACAAGAACCACUCCAACCACAAGCCUCACGACUGGCCAAACAUCAAGCAGCCCAUCUACCACUCAAUCAGCAUCACCAACAACAACCAUCACACCAACAGAUGCAACAACUACAACAACAUCCCAGACAACCAGCAGCCCAACUACCCUAGAACCAAAAAGUGGCCAAACAACCACCAGCUCUUUGAAUGAGGCAACCACAACUACAACAACAAAAACAAGUCCAUCAACCAGCAAAACAACCCAGCACACAACCAGCGUAUCACCAAAUGAUGCAACAACUAGCCAAACAAGAACCACUCCAACCACAAGCCUCACGACUGGCCAAACAUCAAGCAGCCCAUCUACCACUCAAUCAGCAUCACCAACAACAACCAUCACACCAACAGAUGCAACAACUACAACAACAUCCCAGACAACCAGCAGCCCAACUACCCUAGAACCAAAAAGUGGCCAAACAACCACCAGCUCUUUGAAUGAGGCAACCACAACUACAACAACAAAAACAAGUCCAUCAACCAGCAAAACAACCCAGCACACAACCAGCGUAUCACCAAAUGAUGCAACAACUAGCCAAACAAGAACCACUCCAACCACAAGCCUCACGACUGGCCAAACAUCAAGCAGCCCAUCUACCACUCAAUCAGCAUCACCAACAACAACCAUCACACCAACAGAUGCAACAACUACAACAACAUCCCAGACAACCAGCAGCCCAACUACCCUCAAAACAACAAGUGGCCAAACAACCACCAGCUCUUUGAAUGAGGCAACCACAACUACAACAACAAAAACAAGUCCAUCAACCAGCAAAACAACCCAGCACACAACCAGCGUAUCACCAAAUGAUGCAACAACUAGCCAAACAAGAACCACUCCAACCACAAGCCUCACGACUGGCCAAACAUCAAGCAGCCCAUCUACCACUCAAUCAGCAUCACCAACAACAACCAUCACACCAACAGAUGCAACAACUACAACAACAUCCCAGACAACCAGCAGCCCAACUACCCUAGAACCAAAAAGUGGCCAAACAACCACCAGCUCUUUGAAUGAGGCAACCACAACUACAACAACAAAAACAAGUCCAUCAACCAGCAAAACAACCCAGCACACAACCAGCGUAUCACCAAAUGAUGCAACAACUAGCCAAACAAGAACCACUCCAACCACAAGCCUCACGACUGGCCAAACAUCAAGCAGCCCAUCUACCACUCAAUCAGCAUCACCAACAACAACCAUCACACCAACAGAUGCAACAACUACAACAACAUCCCAGACAACCAGCAGCCCAACUCCCCUCAAAACAACAAGUGGCCAAACAACCACCAGCUCUUUGAAUGAGGCAACCACAACUACAACAACAAAAACAAGUCCAUCAACCAGCAAAACAACCCAGCACACAACCAGCGUAUCACCAAAUGAUGCAACAACUAGCCAAACAAGAACCACUCCAACCACAAGCCUCACGACUGGCCAAACAUCAAGCAGCCCAUCUACCACUCAAUCAGCAUCACCAACAACAACCAUCACACCAACAGAUGCAACAACUACAACAACAUCCCAGACAACCAGCAGCCCAACUACCCUAGAACCAAAAAGUGGCCAAACAACCACCAGCUCUUUGAAUGAGGCAACCACAACUACAACAACAAAAACAAGUCCAUCAACCAGCAAAACAACCCAGCACACAACCAGCGUAUCACCAAAUGAUGCAACAACUAGCCAAACAAGAACCACUCCAACCACAAGCCUCACGACUGGCCAAACAUCAAGCAGCCCAUCUACCACUCAAUCAGCAUCACCAACAACAACCAUCACACCAACAGAUGCAACAACUACAACAACAUCCCAGACAACCAGCAGCCCAACUACCCUCAAAACAACAAGUGGCCAAACAACCACCAGCUCUUUGAAUGAGGCAACCACAACUACAACAACAAAAACAAGUCCAUCAACCAGCAAAACAACCCAGCACACAACCAGCGUAUCACCAAAUGAUGCAACAACUAGCCAAACAAGAACCACUCCAACCACAAGCCUCACGACUGGCCAAACAUCAAGCAGCCCAUCUACCACUCAAUCAGCAUCACCAACAACAACCAUCACACCAACAGAUGCAACAACUACAACAACAUCCCAGACAACCAGCAGCCCAACUACCCUAGAACCAAAAAGUGGCCAAACAACCACCAGCUCUUUGAAUGAGGCAACCACAACUACAACAACAAAAACAAGUCCAUCAACCAGCAAAACAACCCAGCACACAACCAGCGUAUCACCAAAUGAUGCAACAACUAGCCAAACAAGAACCACUCCAACCACAAGCCUCACGACUGGCCAAACAUCAAGCAGCCCAUCUACCACUCAAUCAGCAUCACCAACAACAACCAUCACACCAACAGAUGCAACAACUACAACAACAUCCCAGACAACCAGCAGCCCAACUACCCUAGAACCAAAAAGUGGCCAAACAACCACCAGCUCUUUGAAUGAGGCAACCACAACUACAACAACAAAAACAAGUCCAUCAACCAGCAAAACAACCCAGCACACAACCAGCGUAUCACCAAAUGAUGCAACAACUAGCCAAACAAGAACCACUCCAACCACAAGCCUCACGACUGGCCAAACAUCAAGCAGCCCAUCUACCACUCAAUCAGCAUCACCAACAACAACCAUCACACCAACAGAUGCAACAACUACAACAACAUCCCAGACAACCAGCAGCCCAACUACCCUAGAACCAAAAAGUGGCCAAACAACCACCAGCUCUUUGAAUGAGGCAACCACAACUACAACAACAAAAACAAGUCCAUCAACCAGCAAAACAACCCAGCACACAACCAGCGUAUCACCAAAUGAUGCAACAACUAGCCAAACAAGAACCACUCCAACCACAAGCCUCACGACUGGCCAAACAUCAAGCAGCCCAUCUACCACUCAAUCAGCAUCACCAACAACAACCAUCACACCAACAGAUGCAACAACUACAACAACAUCCCAGACAACCAGCAGCCCAACUACCCUAGAACCAAAAAGUGGCCAAACAACCACCAGCUCUUUGAAUGAGGCAACCACAACUACAACAACAAAAACAAGUCCAUCAACCAGCAAAACAACCCAGCACACAACCAGCGUAUCACCAAAUGAUGCAACAACUAGCCAAACAAGAACCACUCCAACCACAAGCCUCACGACUGGCCAAACAUCAAGCAGCCCAUCUACCACUCAAUCAGCAUCACCAACAACAACCAUCACACCAACAGAUGCAACAACUACAACAACAUCCCAGACAACCAGCAGCCCAACUACCCUCAAAACAACAAGUGGCCAAACAACCACCAGCUCUUUGAAUGAGGCAACCACAACUACAACAACAAAAACAAGUCCAUCAACCAGCAAAACAACCCAGCACACAACCAGCGUAUCACCAAAUGAUGCAACAACUAGCCAAACAAGAACCACUCCAACCACAAGCCUCACGACUGGCCAAACAUCAAGCAGCCCAUCUACCACUCAAUCAGCAUCACCAACAACAACCAUCACACCAACAGAUGCAACAACUACAACAACAUCCCAGACAACCAGCAGCCCAACUACCCUAGAACCAAAAAGUGGCCAAACAACCACCAGCUCUUUGAAUGAGGCAACCACAACUACAACAACAAAAACAAGUCCAUCAACCAGCAAAACAACCCAGCACACAACCAGCGUAUCACCAAAUGAUGCAACAACUAGCCAAACAAGAACCACUCCAACCACAAGCCUCACGACUGGCCAAACAUCAAGCAGCCCAUCUACCACUCAAUCAGCAUCACCAACAACAACCAUCACACCAACAGAUGCAACAACUACAACAACAUCCCAGACAACCAGCAGCCCAACUACCCUAGAACCAAAAAGUGGCCAAACAACCACCAGCUCUUUGAAUGAGGCAACCACAACUACAACAACAAAAACAAGUCCAUCAACCAGCAAAACAACCCAGCACACACAACCAGCGUAUCACCAAAUGAUGCAACAACUAGCCAAACAAGAACCACUCCAACCACAAGCCUCACGACUGGCCAAACAUCAAGCAACCCAUCUACCACUCAAUCAGCAUCACCAACAACAACCAUCACACCAACAGAUGCAACAACUACAACAACAUCCCAGACAACCAGCAGCCCAACUACCCUAG
This is a messenger RNA of Xyrichtys novacula (pearly razorfish), 6303 nucleotides long. The record is from the annotation of a GenBank genome assembly. NCBI's taxonomy places the organism in Eukaryota, Metazoa, Chordata, Actinopteri, Labriformes, Labridae.